Messenger RNA from Daktulosphaira vitifoliae (grape phylloxera), 1634 nucleotides. It is a transcript of the gene TSG101, whose product is annotated as tumor susceptibility gene 101 protein. Gene Ontology annotation, cellular component: ESCRT I complex. NCBI's taxonomy places the organism in Eukaryota, Metazoa, Arthropoda, Insecta, Hemiptera, Phylloxeridae. Gene Ontology annotation, molecular function: ubiquitin binding. Gene Ontology annotation, biological process: protein transport; protein modification process; endosome to lysosome transport. The transcript has 10 exons. The record is from RefSeq and is a predicted model, not a curated record. Bases 176 to 1495 code for a protein of 439 amino acids.
UGAAAAGCCAAUGGUUAUACACAUAUUUCUUGACGAAGUCGUAAUCAAAGUAUACAUAUUUUUUAUUGAAUUACUUAUUAACAAAGUUUUUUAAAUUUUCUCAAAACAGCAACAAAAUAUGUUUUGUUUUUUAUAUUAAAGGUGGCACUGUUGUAAUAGGUUUAACCAUCUAAAAAUGAUUCGUAUUGAAGAAAGUCGCUUAAAGUCAUAUUUGACUAUGUAUAAGUUUCCUGAACAAACAAAAAAAGAAAUUAUAAAAGCCUUAAAUAGUUAUCAUGGUCUUAUUUGUAACUAUGAAACUUUUUUGUUCUCAAACAGAAUUGAAAAAAAGUUAAUAAAUUUAAGUGGAACAAUACCAGUUAUUUUUAAAGGCACUACAUACCAUAUUCCAAUUUGUAUUUGGCUCAUGGAUACACACCCGAAUAAUGCACCUAUUUGUUAUGUUAAACCUACUGUUGAUAUGCGUAUUAAAAUGUCAAUGUAUGUAGAUCAUAAUGGAAAAAUUUAUUUGCCAUAUUUGCAUAAUUGGACACCGACUACUUCCAAUCUGCUGGAAUUGAUUGGAAUUAUGACAGUAACAUUCUCUGAAACACCACCUGUAUACUCAGUAACUCGAACUGAUCCAGCUGUAAACCCUGUGCCUUAUCCUACCCAAAUGCCGUAUAGUGGAAAUAAUUCAAAUGUGAUGCUACCAUAUCCACCAAUUUCAUCACAACCUACUUCUGCCACAUCUAAUAUUCCAACGACUUACCAUAGUAAUACUACAACUCCUUAUCCUUUAUAUAACAGUCAGUUUCCUACUCCUUCAUAUCCAACAAGUUCAGCUAAUACAGCUAGUUUUGCACCUUAUACACCUCCAUAUCCCAUUCAAAAUUCGUCACAUAAUAUUCCAUAUCCUCAACAAAAUACAUCAGUUAAACCUGAAUAUCCUCCAUAUCCAACAUCUGGUAAUUUACCUAAUACUGCAACAGGGUUAAGUGAUGGUGGCACAAUUACUGAGGAACAUAUUAAAGCAUCGUUGCUCUCUGCCAUUGAAGAUAAAGUACGAAGACGUUUUAAUGAACAAAUGGCUCAGAAUAAAGCAGAAUUAGAUAUACUUUUACAGUCUCAACGAGAAUUAACCUUGGGAAAAAAUAAAUUGGAUUCAAUUUUAACAAGCCUUAAUAAAGAAAAGAUAGAACUAGAACAAAACAUUCAAGUGUUGCGUGAUAAAGAGAUUGAACUUGAAAUAGCUAUAUCAAAAUUAUCUGUAGAAGACAAUAUUGAUAUUGAUGAUGCAGUUACAACUACUGCUCCACUUUAUAAACAAAUUUUAAAUGCAUUUGCUGAAGAAGCAGCUACAGAAGAUGCCAUUUAUUAUAUGGGAGAAGCAUUAAGAAGAGGAGUGAUAGAUUUAGAAGUAUUUUUGAAACAAGUACGAACACUUUCACGUAAACAAUUUAUGUUGCGAGCAUUAAUGCAACGAUGCAGACAUAAGGCUGGAUUAGUAGCCUGAUUAAAAACCAUGAAACUUUUAUAUAAAAUUAAAUAUAUUUAUUCAUUUAGAUUAAUUCUGUAGUUGUUUUAAAUCUUAUAAAGAUAUAUUUAUAUGUCAAAUCUCUACAAUUAUUAUAUUAGUACAUAUUAUACUUGAA